Messenger RNA from Prunus persica (peach), 939 nucleotides. Its product is annotated as senescence-specific cysteine protease SAG39. Gene Ontology annotation, cellular component: lysosome. The transcript is spliced from 4 exons. The coding region runs from base 1 to 939 and encodes 312 amino acids. NCBI's taxonomy places the organism in Eukaryota, Viridiplantae, Streptophyta, Magnoliopsida, Rosales, Rosaceae. The record is from RefSeq and is a predicted model, not a curated record. Gene Ontology annotation, molecular function: cysteine-type endopeptidase activity.
AUGGCUCUGCUCACCACAAACCAAGGCCAAUCCAUCUGCUUGGCCUUUUUUCUUGUGCUCAUUUUGGCCUUCUGCUCCUCUCAAGCAUCUUGUAGUCGCCAACUUUAUGGUGAAGACAAAAUCAUGCUCCAGAGGUUUGAGGAGUGGAUGGCUAAACAUGGACGAGUGUAUAAGGAUGCACAGGAGAAGGAGCUGCGCUACGACAUUUUCAAGUCCAAUGUGGAAUUUAUAGAGGCUUUUAAAAAGAACAAGGACCAAAGGAAGUACACACUAAGCAUCAAUAAGUUUGCGGAUCGCAAGAAUGAGGAACUUCGAGCAAUGCGUAAUGGAUACAAUGUGAGGCAACAUCUCUCCAAAAAAGCAUCCAACUCCAUGAAAGGAAGUCGAAACACUUUUUUCAAAUAUGAAAACGUAACCGAGGUGCCACCUUUCUGUGAUUGGACAACAAAUGCUGUAACCCCGGUCAAGGAGCAAGGAUAUGAUUGUGAACAAGAGUUUAUCGAUUGUUCAACUAGUUUAGACGAAGAUGGCUGCCAUGGUGGUUUUUUGGAGAAGGCCUUCGAAUACAUGAUCCCACGCAACAAGAGCCUGGUAACUGAAGAUGAUUACCUGGCCAUAGAUGAACCCGUUUGCUUGGCUGACUUCUAUAACGCCCCCACCCGUUCCAUAACUAUAACUGGGUACGAGCAAGUGCCUCAAAACAACGAAAGCAGCACUGGACUUUCUUCAUGGGAAAACGGCAUUACUGCUCUUGUACGUUUUGAUCCUGUUUAUAGUUUUGGGAUUUUAUGGAUUUCCGACUACAUCUUCCUCUGGGAGCCUUACAAGUUACAGACCUUCGCUUUAAUCAAUUGUGAUUCGUUCAAUCCAAGUCUGGCCAAGGGAAUUGUAAGGGAUUGUUUAAUCAAUUGGCAAAUUUCAGUUGUUAGUCCAGUUUAG